Stegastes partitus (bicolor damselfish) is the source of this 7432-nucleotide messenger RNA. RefSeq names its product lysyl-tRNA synthetase 1 (gene kars1). The coding region runs from base 1449 to 6857 and encodes 1802 amino acids. Gene Ontology annotation, molecular function: ATP:ADP adenylyltransferase activity; ATP binding; RNA polymerase II cis-regulatory region sequence-specific DNA binding. The transcript has 26 exons. Gene Ontology annotation, biological process: basophil activation involved in immune response; positive regulation of macrophage activation; lysyl-tRNA aminoacylation. Gene Ontology annotation, cellular component: cytoplasm; cytosol; aminoacyl-tRNA synthetase multienzyme complex. The record is from RefSeq and is a predicted model, not a curated record. Lineage: Eukaryota; Metazoa; Chordata; Actinopteri; Pomacentridae.
AAUGCCCCCACAUCAUAUUUAGACCCUCUAUUUUCUAUUAAACAUUACAAUUAAUGUGUGUAGCGCAACAUUAGCUAAUAGUCGGACUCUACACAGUAAUAGUAUGAGACCCAGGCAAAGACGGUUUUACAUACUCAGCACAGCACAACAGCCUAAUCCUGCUUUCACUUUUUUGGGGGAAAUAAGAAGCUUUGAGUGGCUGUAAUCACCUUAUUGCCCAUUCUGUAGUUCCAAGAUGGAGCUAUUGUUCACAGAAGAAAAUCACCUCAACAGAUAAAGACACAAGUCUAGAAACUACAUAUAGUGCUAAAGGUUAAAUACUGCACGGUUUAAGCCCGGCCAGUUCCUGUGGUUGAUAAGCUUGUUGACCACUUCUCACCUGACCAAAGGAAUUCUUUUAGAUUUUAGCGCUUGAUUGUCAUGUUUGCAGUAAAAAAAAACAAAAAGCUUUGGUGCAUGUAUGAUAAACCACAGGUUGUCUGGUUUUGUGUUGACAUUAAACAUGCAUAAAAAGUCGGGUAUGUGUUUGAAGUUCGUUAUCUUUAUGUUUUAAAAGCUCGCUGUGCUUCUGUCAGAAACGUGUCAACGCUGCUGCAUCCCGUUUCUUCCCCUUUUCCUCUGAUGCUCACGUGAUACGCAGUGAAGUGACUGCUUGGUAAAUAAUUAAAGGAAAACUAUGAUAAAUAAGGCAGCUGAGGUUGGGUUACAUACGUAGGUCAGCAGGCAACUAUGGACUCAGAAACUCCAACAACCCCAAAGAUUACAUGCUCACUGCGUGUUUGUUUGGUAAUAUGCAACAAUAAAGCACAGAAGCAGCUGGCGUGAUAAGGAUCGUAUAGCAGCUCCAACUUCAUUCAAUUUUAAUGCAUGUAGACCAAACGAAUAGUUCACUCAGGGCACUAAUAUAUAUAAUGAUUAGCUUUGCAUUGAGACACGAUGGGCAUCUUUCAGUAUUUGGGUUCCAGUGAUGUGUUUUUGGUUGUGAUCAUGAACCGUUUGUCUUUGUGUUUUGAUCUUUGCUCAAAAUGACGCCACCUCCAUGCCUCUUUUUCUUUCCGACUGUGUGUUUUUUUUUGCUCGCUUAAAGAGUCGCCGAGAAAUCCAGAAUGUCAACAGCAGUCUAACUCCUUCUUUACAAGCUGCAGCUUAACCACACUUUUCCCCACUCUUCAUCUAGUUCCUUGUAACUAUUUGAAUGCUUUUGAAGUUACGGUGUAUGUAAGCAUGCUGGAGCAACAUUUUUUUGGCAAAAAAAUAAAUAAAAAAUAAAAAAAAUGCUUAAUGUUCUAAUGAUUUUUUUUAUUUUUUUUACAAAAUCUGAAUAAAUUUUUUGCUGUUCAGCUUUUAUUGCUCAUUCGCUGUCUCAUUUUUAUAUUCCAGGAAGUUCCCUCUGAAGCAGGGAGUGUCUGCAUAUAAAAUGGUCUGCAGUUCUCUGCUUCAUAGAUGCCAUGUCCUCUUCUAUGACCAUGGAAGGCCCCCGCAGUGCUUUUUCCACCUCUUCCAGCUCCACCAUGCAUUCCAGUGCUUUAGCCGGUGACCAGAACCCAGCUCGCGGCGGCAAUGUCGAUCCAGAGGACGCCAGGAGCAGCAGGGUGGUGCCGGAGGUUGGCGGAGCAGAAAGCGGCAACAGCAGCGGCGGCGGUGGCGGCAGCGGGAACGGCAGGGGCGGCGGUGAGCACGGAGGAGGAAGAGGUGUAGCGUCCCAGGAGGCCCAAGCGCACCACCAGAUGACCCCGUCGAAGCGCCGCACCAUACUGAACAUCUCUCCACCUCCGCAAGACCUGCUGGACGACAGCCGCAUGUCCUGCCAGGAUGAGGCGUCCCUGGACUCGGAGCAGAGCAACAGCAUCUGGAUGGAAGACUCUCUGUCCAACUUCAGCGUCACGAGCAGCGUCUCUUACAACGACAACACGGAAGUGCCACGAAAGUCCCGCAAGCGAACCCCUCGCCAAAGGCCCGGUCCAAAGUCUGCACGUGCCGAGGAAGCAAGCAUGGAUGUGUUCGAUGCAGACAGUGCCAAAGGUCCACACUUUGUCCUCUCGCAGCUCGGCCCUGACAGCAAGGCGGGAGCUAAAGGAAGCUCCGAUGAUCCUCAGACGACAAACCAGAAAGGAGGAACCCUCUCGAUGCAAUUCCCACAAAAGAGUGAAGGGAAGGAGCUGAAGAUCCUCGUCCAGCCUGAGACUCAGCACCGAGCUCGCUAUCUGACAGAAGGCAGCAGAGGAUCCGUGAAGGACCGCACUCAGCAGGGCUUCCCUACCGUUAAGCUGGAGGGUGUGAACGAGCCGGUGGUUUUGCAGGUGUUCGUAGGAAACGACACCGGCCGCGUGAAGCCUCACGGGUUCUACCAGGCCUGCAGGGUGACCGGUCGCAACACCACGGCCUGCAAGGAGGUCGACAUCGACGGCACAACUGUCAUCGAGGUGUCCCUGGACCCAAGCAGCAAAAUGACACUCGCGGUGGACUGCGUUGGGAUCUUGAAGCUCCGUAACGCUGAUGUCGAGGCUCGGAUCGGCGUGGCCGGUUCCAAGAAGAAGAGCACACGCGCUCGGCUGGUGUUUCGGGUCAACAUCCCCCGUCCAGACGGAUCAGCGCUCACACUACAGACUCCCUCGUUUCCAAUCCUGUGCACCCAGCCUGCAGGGGUGCCCGAAAUACUGAAGAAGUCGCUGCACAGUUGUUCAGUGAGGGGCGGAGAGGAGGUCUUCAUCAUCGGCAAGAACUUCCUCAAAGACACCAAAGUCGUCUUUCACGAGAAUGUUUCUGAUGAAAAAUCGUGGAAAGCAGAGGCUGAAAUCGACAUGGAGCUCUUCCACCAGAAUCACCUGAUAGUGAAGGUUCCUCCUUACCAGAACCAAGCCGUCACGUCUUCGGUGUGCGUGGGAAUCUACGUGGUGACCAACGCCGGGAGAUCCCACGAUGUCCAGCCGUUUACCUACACUCCAGAUCCAGAUUUGCAUUCAUUUUGUUGCUCUGUGGACAACCUUGCAGCGAAAAAUGAAGUUCCUGUGAAGAAAGAGACGCCUUCUCCGGUGAAGACUUGCUCUUUUGAUGAGCAAAUUAAAGUUCUUGAUGGUGCCUUGAUGCCUUCAAUGUUGCCUUUAGUGAAGAGAGAAGAUGUCACUCCAAUGGAGGUGACAAGCAACCUCCAAUCUUCUGGAGUAUUUAAGACUGGUGACCUGUGUCCAGCGCAGCAGAACUCAGACUUGACGGCAGGACACCUAAAUAAAAGCCGAGCAUUCUCCAGCAACCUGUCUCAACCUGCAGGCGAUCCUGAUAAAGGCCAGAGUCCUGUUUUUACCAACACCGAGCCCUUAAGCACCAUCCAGAAGCAGGACAUCAGUACCGGCAGUUCGUUCUCUGUGCCUGCAGAUCCUCUGCUUCAGCAAGGCUCACAGCAGUUUCUUCUGGAGCCCAGAGAUGGCCUGAGGCAGGAGAGGCCAGGCGGCGCUCCCGGAGCUGUGGGCAGGCUGUGUGGGGAACCUGCAUCCCAACAGCAGCAGCUGCCACUGUUCCCUCCAGACGAAGUCGCCCAGCUGGAGGAAGCUGUGAGACAACUUAAAGCCAAAGGGUUCUGUAGCUUACCGCUUCAGUCGGACAACUCUAUAACCAAACAGCAGCAGCAGCAUAUCCAGCACCAGCAACAGAUCCAGAAACAGCAAAUCCAGCAGCAACAGCAGCAACAAAUCCAGCAGCAACAGUUUCAGCAGCAGCAACAGCAGCAGGUUUUGGAGAAUUUGCAGCAGCAGCUGUUUCAGUCCCAGAUUCAGAUGCAGUGCAGCAUGUUUCAGGAUGCUUCCCAGGGCAAGAACGCAGAACAUCAGGGUUCAUCACAAGGGGUGGUUCCAAACCAGGGCUCUCUGUACCAGCCCACCCAACAGCAGCAGCAGCAGCAGCAGCAACAACAACAACAGCAACAGCAGCAACAAGCAGCGCUUUUUCAGCAGGCAAAUGACCUUCUGUCCAUUCAGACCAACUUUCUCCAGCAGUCACCCUCUCACCCCUCGCCGCCCAUGUUCCAUAAUCCCAGCUCGCUGGCGGAAACACAAGACCCCCAGGGGGCUCUCUUUCAGAAACCCUCCCAGGAGCAGGUCCAGGCAGCUCUCUUCCAAAACACCAUGACAGUACUACAGUCUCCAGAGCAACAACCCUCAACCCCUGGACUGUUCCUCCCCCAGACCCCCCUGCCCUCCCAGCUUUCAACCAGUAGCUCUCAGCAACAACAACAACAACAACAGCAGCAACAGCAGCAGCAGCAGCAGCUGGCCUUCCUCGGCGCGCUGCAAUCCUCCUCCCCUGAGCCACAAUCAGUAUUUCAGAACCAGACCCAGAUCUCCCCCAUCCAGCAGAGAAGCCCCCUGGAGCAGCAGCAGUCCUCCCAGCCCCAGCCCCACACACAGCCAGCCCAGCAGGCGUCCCUGUUUCAGACCAUCUCCCCACAUCCAUCAGCAAACACACUCUCUCCAGGCCAACAGCAGCAGCAGCAGCAGCAGGCCGGCCUACUCUUUUGCGGCAAUGCCAUGUCCACACCAGACCAGGCCUCCAGCCUCCUGUUCAACAGCCAGGGCCAGAUGCCUCCCCUGACCAGCAGCAGUUUAGUUCCCCAAGAGCCCCAAAACCCCUCUAUGCUCUUUUCCCAAGCCAGCAUGGUGACAGUGAACCAGCAGGACCGCUCUGAGCCCAUGGCCUUAGGGAACCCUACUGACCCACGACAGCAGGUCAUGUUUCAGGAGCAGCAGCCCAUGCAGCUCGGCAGCAGCACCACCAACCGGCAGGAGCAGCCCGUGGGCCUAUUUAUGCCUCAGUCCAAUAUGGCCUCUCUGCAAGGGGGACUGGCUGCUCAGGAGCUCGCACAGUCAGCCAUGUUUGCUUCUCAAAAUGGCGUGGCAAACCUCCAGACAACCACCUCGUCCCCCCCCGUCAGUUGGCCUUUCCGAGCGCAGCAUCAAGAACAUGGCCGACGUGACAGCGGCGGACGAGGAGAAACUCAGCAAAAAGUCUGUCUGCUGACUGUGGCAGUCAGUAUGCUGUGUCUGGUCAGGGCAGCCAGGCAGCAGCUGUGCCAAGCCUUUGGGGUCGGGGGACAGUGGUUAAAAUAUACACCCCCAUGUACAGCUGCAGCCCCAGCUCAAAUUUACGGAAUCCGUUGGAGAGGUGACAAAAGUGAGCAGAAGAGACGAAUGAAAGCGGAGAAAAAGGCGGCAGAAAAAGAAGCCAAACUCAAAGACCAGGUGGAGCAAAAGAAGGAAUCCAAUGACCAGGGAGCAGAAAAUGCCUCUGCAUUGGACGAGGAGACGCUUGACCCAAAUCAAUACUUCAAGAUCCGCACUCAGGCCAUCCAGGACCUGAAGGGCACAGCAGAGGACCCGUACCCACACAAGUACCAUGUGGACUUGUCGCUUACAGAGUUCAUCGAGAAAUACAACCACCUACAGCCUGGAGACCAGUUGUCAGAUGUUGUUCUCAACGUGACAGGUCGCGUCCAUGCCAAGAGGGCUUCUGGUGCCAAGUUGAUUUUCUAUGACUUGCGAGGUGAAGGUGUCAAGUUGCAGGUUAUGGCAAACUCAAGGAGCUACAAGUCUGAGGAGGACUUCACGGCCAUCAACAACAAGCUGCGGCGUGGCGACAUCAUUGGUGUCCGUGGUAACCCGGGAAAGACCAAGAAAGGAGAGUUGAGCAUCGUUCCCUCUGAGAUGUUCCUGCUGUCGCCCUGUUUGCACAUGUUGCCCCACCUCCACUUUGGCCUGAAAGACAAGGAAACGCGAUACCGCCAGCGCUACCUGGAUCUGAUUCUCAACGACUACGUGAGACAGAAGUUUAUAACUCGGUCCAAAAUCAUCACAUACCUGCGUAACUUCCUGGACCAGAUGGGAUUUUUGGAGAUUGAGACGCCAAUGAUGAACAUUAUUCCUGGCGGAGCAGUGGCCCGUCCAUUUGUCACCUACCACAACGAGCUGGACAUGAACCUGUACAUGAGGAUCGCCCCUGAGCUCUACCACAAGAUGCUUGUGGUCGGCGGGUUAGACAGAGUGUAUGAAGUCGGCCGCCAGUUCAGGAACGAGGGCAUCGAUCUCACUCACAAUCCAGAGUUCACCACCUGUGAGUUCUAUAUGGCAUAUGCCGAUUACCAUGACCUGAUGGAAAUCACAGAGAAGCUGCUCUCAGGAAUGGUGAAGCACAUUACUGGAGGAUACAAGGUGACUUAUCACCCCGACGGUCCGGAGGGACAGGCCUAUGAGAUUGACUUCACGCCACCGUUCAAAAGAGUGAGCAUGACGCACGACCUGGAGAAAAUUAUGGGAGUGAAAUUCCCUCCUUCUGACAGCUACGACAGUGCCGAGACACGUAAGUUCUUUGACGAACUGUGUGCCCAGAAAGGAGUUGAAUGUCCUCCACCCAGGACCACUGCUCGCCUCCUCGACAAGCUGGUUGGAGAUUACCUCGAGGUCACGUGUAUCAACCCAACAUUCAUCUGUGAUCACCCUCAAAUCAUGAGCCCUUUGGCAAAAUGGCACAGAUCGCAGAAAGGCCUCACGGAGCGUUUUGAGCUCUUUGUGAUGAAGAAGGAAAUCUGCAACGCGUACACCGAGUUGAAUGAUCCGAUUAGACAGAGGGAGCUUUUUGAGCAGCAAGCCAAGGCCAAGGCUGAGGGUGACGAUGAGGCCAUGUUCAUCGAUGAGACCUUCUGCACCGCCCUGGAGUACGGCCUGCCACCGACCGCCGGCUGGGGGAUGGGCAUCGACCGCCUCACCAUGUUCCUCACUGACUCCAACAACAUUAAGGAGGUGCUGCUGUUCCCAGCCAUGAAGCCUGAUGACAAGAAGACAGCAGCGCCCACAGAUGGCACCUCCGUCUAAUGGCGUGACCUCUGACCACUCCUGCCGUCGCAUCUCUGCAGGAGCCUUUACCUCACUGGUCAUCAGUCGAGUCUGCGGGUUUUGUGUUUUAUCGGUGUUGGUGUGUCAGGUGUUCGGUCAUUACUGCCAUUAAGGGAAAUCAUCUUGUUUCUGUGACGCGGCUGACGGGUGAACGGCGGUGAAUGCUUUGUUUUUUUUCCAUUUGUUUUUUCUUACCCUUUUUCGAUCAUAUUUGCUGCAUCCUCUUUAUUUCACUGUAAGGGGACAUUUUAAUCCACUUUUAUCAUCCAGACGGUGAAGGGAUGGUAUUUGAUGAUCAGGAUGUCAUUUGUUCUGCUGUUGAAUACAGACUUGGAUAAAGUACUGAUGAAUAUACUUGAAGGGAUGCUAGAUUCUAUCAACCAAAUAUGCACCAUGAAAUGACAAAGUUCAAGCCCCUCUAGUGUGUGUUCUCAGUAUGUUCAUCUGUUUUUACCAAGUCUGCAAGUAUUCCUUCUCUUAAAAUUUUACAAGAUGGAUUCCACAAAUUCAAUAUUUCUCUGCCAAGAAGUUUAAAUAAACUGCAUAUAAAUCGA